Molecule: messenger RNA, 7246 nt
Organism: Caenorhabditis auriculariae
Lineage: Eukaryota; Metazoa; Nematoda; Chromadorea; Rhabditida; Rhabditidae
Source: the annotation of a GenBank genome assembly
AUGGAGGCGAUUCGACGAAAGAAAGAGUGGAAACAGCAAAAGCAACCGAUUUUCCGGAUGUCACACGGGGAGAUAAUGGACGGCGCCACACAAUGUGCAUAUUCUACGAGUUGUUGCUUGGCUGCCGGACAAUUAUUACCUCGGCUGCUUUCCGACGCGCCCUCACAAUCAUUUCCAAAAGAGCUUACAAAGUCAGAUUUAGCUCCCUUAAAAAAGGCCACCAGCAGCAAACUUAAGAAGAUCAAGAACGAAAAAAAGACAAUAUGUUGAACUUUGCAAAAUAGUUGCUUUAAUCAAUCUAUUCACUUCAUAUAAUUGAGAAGCCUGCUCUUGGACUAACGAUUGAAAUGAAAUUUUUUUGAAUAGAAUGAUUUAUAAAUUUAAUAACUAAUCAUAGAAUAGGCAAAGAAAUCAGAAGUGUAGAAACAGCUGAUUCGAGAGCGUUAGAUUGAUAAUCUGAUGAGAUAAUCAAAGAUAUGAUAAGAUAAGAUUAAAAACUUUAGGUGAGGAUAAGGCGAGAGGUGUUUGAAUGGAACGGAAUACAAGAGGAGGGUUCUGUUGGCAAUUAACAUAGAGCGGCCAUAUGGAGCGGGAGGGUGGGCACAAAGAAGGUCGGAGAAUUAGAGAAAGAAGAAGUGAAACACGGAGGGAGCCAUGAAAGCGCGGGGGAGAGCGCAGCCAAGAGCUCACAUCGAUCGCCUUUUUUCACACGCCUCCAGUCUCCGGAAAGGACUGAUAAGAGAUGGAGUAAAUACCUCCUGAAGGCCUCCAGCUGACGCCAUUACAAGAGGCCCAAGACUCGUGUGACAGAUUUGAAAACGAAGGACGACAAUCGCGCUCCGACGUACAUUACUCAAAACGCCAAAAUUGGUACAGCGUGCAAAUUGCCAGUUAUUCUGACCAACGUGCUUCUCCACAGAGUCAAUCCAGAUUGAAAAAGAAUGUAAGAAUUGGCCAGAGGACAAUACAGAUCUUCAAGGGGAUUGACGUCGGGUUGAUUUGUUUACGAUACACAUCAAGAUUACAAAAAGCAGGGGAAAAAUUUAAAUUUGAAGUGAUUCGAUAUCGGAUUACAUCGCAUAAUUUUUCUUCUCGAUGAAGUACUUUGAGAAAAAAAAUUCCGAAAAAGUUGAUCAUACUUUCGACUACAACGUUUAGCGAAUUCAGGAUAUUAUAGCUAUACAUAUAGCGUUCGGUUAAAUAUAUUCGGUAAUAACUUUUAAAAAAAAUCACUAUUGUGAUAUAGCACAAAGAUAGAAAUUUCGAAAUCUUUCGUAAAAAAAUCAUGAAUGAGCGAAAUUUGAAAAAAAAAAAAAAAAGACAUUCAGGAAAAAUCAGCAUUGACACAUAGGUGAUCAAACUGAACUCUUAAAAAAAUGUGGCUACUAGAAAUCGCAGAAAUGAAAAAGAACAAAAGGUAAAAAAAUUCAAAAAAAUUGUGAGUUUGUUAAAGUCAAUAUGGCGAAUUUUUCUAUAAAGUAGAAAGUGUGCUCUAUGGAAAACUAAGUGACCAAAUUCCGACAUCUAACGUUGGUAAUUCGCAUAAAGAUCGCCAUCACUUUAUUCCUCACACGGCGUCCUUGUCCUAUCAUUAUAAGAAAAAAAAGAACACAUAUAAUAGCUGUGUGUCUCAAGAGUUUGAAAUUUUUAAUAUCGUCUGUACUACUUUAACUUAAAGUCUUUAAGAGCCAUUGAAUAGAUUUUUCGUCAUUUUUUCCACCAAUUUCACAGGAUCAGUGAAUUUUCUAACUAAAUGAUAUAUAAGAAUGAACAUAGCAGUUUCAGUUUUUCAAAAAAUAAUCCAUUUUAUUUUUAGAAAAUCUUACUUUCUGUGAAUUUCACCCUUUUACCUCCAUUGAGGAAAAUCUGACUUGAGCAAAUGAAGUGGAAAAAUACAAGGGAAACAACGAAAACCGACAUGAAACGAAAGACGUUAUGUGAAUAUAUCAGUGGAACGAGGACGAAAAGGAGACAAAAAAGAUCGCGGGCGAUUUCCUAUCAACGCUUCAAGGUUAGCGAGCGCAGGAGGCGAGUUCGAAAAAGUCACAAAAAAGAAAGAAAAUUCUGAUGCAAGAUCAAAGAGGAAAAUCGAGAUUAAAACUACGCAACUUGGAAUCUUCUAUUUGUGGGUCUAUGGCCCGAAGACUUUGGGGUGAAAGAUGAGAUCAAUUAACAGUCUUCAAGACUUCAGAAUCGCCCAGAUAUUGCAGGGCAGUGUAUUAAGUUUUUUUUUGCAUGAAAAUUCAUAAGAUGACGCUGAAAGCGAUGAAAUAUGGAAAGAGACUGUUACAUUGCUUCAAGUGUUGAAGCGAUUUUGAAAUUUCGAUCUGCGGCCUCUAAACUCAACCAUUCGAACUACGCCGUAGUUUUUUUUUUUGAAGCGAUUCUCUCAUGAUAUAUAUAUCUGCGAUUGAGUACAGUACAUCGAGACCGAGGAGCACACUUGAAGUGUGCCAACAGACCCUCACAUGUAUACAUACAUUUUAUCAGGUCGUGCGGGCGCGAAGAGUGUUCAUUCAUUCAUUCUUUCUUUCUUCCUUCGGGUCGCGCCGCCUCGUUGAAUGUACACUUCCGCCAAGAGUGCUGACGGAGCACUGUUCGUCUGCAAACACGCCGACGACAACAAUCAGCUACCGUAUCGGUAAACAGUGCAACACGGCCGUCGCGACUUUCUUCGCGCCUCCCCGACAAGCUAUCACUGCGCAGAUUAUCAACACCUCUGGGAAGCAAACAUCCUUCGGCUACUCCGAUCCGACACUCCUGUGGAGGUGAAGAUCAAAUAAAAGAUAUGAUCAACUUGGUUGGCUUUCCGCAAGCUGUUCUUCCAGAACUUUCAGCAUCCUUCGAGAUUUUUAAUAAUUCUCAAAUAAAGUUAUUCAAAUCUGAUGAAAGGUGGGAAGACAUCAACUACUUCAAAGGAAAUCAAGGCUUUUCCAAUAACUCCUAAAAAAUCAGAUAGCUCUGGAUUGAUCACUUUUGUGGACAUUAAUAGCAAUCAAUUGCUGAUCGUUUAUAACAUAACAAGAGCUUGCGUGGCGCUAAAGAGCGGCUGAGUAAGCAAAUGGAUCAACUGACAGAAUCGGUCAGUACCAACAAUCUUGUUGGAAAAAAGACUUUGCGGAGUGGACCUACGAUGUUUCUGCUCUAGGAGGUUUGAUAAGUGGCAAGGAGGCUGAUCUGACCGAGACGCCGUCGGUUGUGAGGGACGCGAGGCUUUGUUCCUUUGUUGGGCGCCAGGGCCGCUGAGAGAGUGUGUUGGCGAGUGGAGGCCGUGGAUAAUUGCUGUUAAAGGUUCGGCCGGCCACGUCCUCUCGUUCCAGGUGCUCUUUAUCACACUGGAGAGCCUCUUGAACAGAAAACCGUGAGAUUACUGUCAAUUGAGAGUCUCUGGUAGAACACAAACCUGAUCGGCUCGUCUCGGCUUCCAUCUUAAAAUUUUGAAGUUGAUCUAAACUAGAAACAACACUAAAAAAAAUCAUUCCUAGUUUUUUCUACGAACUCCAUUUGAUCUAAAAUGCGUUUUUGUUUAAAAUGAUCAAAUAAAAAAAAUGGACGAAAAUUCUUGAGCAUGCUGAGAAAUUUUAUCCGGAAAAAAAGCUAGAAAGUUGAGGUUCAGGAAUAAAUUUUUGCAAAUAAGAUUGAAAAAAAGUAGAAACAAAAAAAAGAAAUGAAGGAUAAUGGAAGUUUCCCAAGCGCCAUCGGUGACGCCGAACGCGAUAAUCGGCACCCCAGGGCGCUUUUUGAGAAUCAGUCAAGUUAAGAGCAACGAAACCUGUCGCCAAAGUGUGACUAGACGGAAAAAUAUAAAUUGGGCUGUUGUUGUAGGCAACGCGAAGUUAUCAUUGCGCUUGACGGAGCAAAAAAUAGCGCCGUCGAAUCGAAAGACAUACAAAAAUGGAGGGACGAGAAAGACGGCCUGAGAACAGGUUGGUGCGAACAAGGGCAACCAACAGGCAGAUGAUUGAGGGAUAGGAAGAGAGGGAUACGAUCGAUAAACAGGACCAGAUGGCCUCGCCCAUCACAUUAUCACGCAGCUGCGGCUCGGCCACAGGUGUCAGCACGCCUUUUAUCGAUCUUAUCUCACAAAUCCGAGGUAUCGGAGGGAUUCAUCUCAGCGAUCCGUUGAUCCGUCACACUGAUUCUAGCAAAUCAUAAUUCAAAAAACGGCCUCGAUUUUGACCUCGCACCUCACAUUUCGAAAUCAAAAUCUUAAUAAAAGAUUUAGUCAAACUUGAUGGAAAAUCUAGAAGAAUCUAAGAACUGUUUACACAAACUCAACUGCUUUCAUUUAAACUACUACUUGAGGCUACUUAAACUAGUUAAUAAAAAGGAUCAAGUAUAGAAAAGUAGGGACAUAUUCUGAUUUUUGAAUAUCAAGAGAAAUCAGACGCCUCGUAUUAGCUUGAAUAAUAUAUUGAUUUUUUCUGAUCAAGAAUUGCUCAACAUGAAAUGUGGAUAGGCUCCACCGGAAAAAAAUUGAGCACUAAGGAGAAGGAAAAGUUGCGAAGGAUGGAGAAAGAUUGCUACAAGAAGAAGAAUGAGGCGAGGGCCAGACCGGUCGAGCAGAUGUUUUGUGGGAGCCAACCGACGCAGGAGAUAUAAGCGGACCCCCCGCUAUCAAACGCUCGGCCUCGCAGUAUCGAUGAUAGGCGUGGCAUGUAAAUGAAGAGGCCGAUGUGUUAGGUCGCCGCCAAAACACGUCAUUAUCACAAGGGAUAUCGAUCCUCAGGCUCGAACAGCCCAGUUCGGCAAUACUUCUUUAGAACUUUGCCUUAAUUUCAAUUCUCGAGAUAAAAGUUUGACGCGAAAAAAUUCGUGCAACUUGAUAAUGCCUCUAGUUUCCAAAAGCUCUAAGUUUCUGGAAAAGAAUUAAGAAAAAGAUGAGAUGAGAUGACCAAAACCACGUGCUCUCCUCCCUUUUUUUGUACUGAAAGUUUGUAUUAUUUUUAAUUUUAUAGUUUUUCGAGAAACUUCAGCUAAUCUCAAAGAUCAAAAACGUUGAAAAUGUAUUUUUGGUGUUUUGGAGAGCUUUCUUAUUGUUACAUAGGUUGAGUGAUGCCGCCAGGAGAUUCACUUAAAAAGGCAAUUAGCUGAAGUUUGGGUUGUUAUUGUUGUUUUGGUUGGAGACUUGACAAAAAAAAGAAGUGACAAUUUAUCAUUACGUAUUCAUGGCGAAGUGAAGUCGCCGUCGGAGAGGCCUUCGAAUGAAGUGUAUACUCGAAAACUCGCACCUUAUUAAAUUUUGCGAUAAAUCACUCGUCAAAAGAGAAAAUGUGUGGGAAUCGGAGCUGCCAAAUCAAUGUUUAGAUGAUUGGCGUCUUCUAAUCCGCUGGCUCGGCCGUCAAUUGUAUACACCAUGAUAAUCAUCUGGGAUGGCUCUAAGCCAAAACGCGCUCCGCUAAAUUAUAAACGACGUUCGAAUAAACAAGCGAAUGCUCUCCCUCUCUACCAAUAACUCUCGCUCUGCAGAGAAAGAGAAAAUGGGCGUGGCCUUGUGAUAGUGGCGCUGUUAAGAUCACCGUAGUCCCUGGCCACUAGAAAGGGCUAGAAAAUCAUCCAGAGAUUGUGGAUUCUCUGAAUUGGUUCAUAACUAUCCUUUUUCUAGUUCUGAGAGAAAAACAAAAGAUCUUAUAGUACUUUUGGUUUCAAAGAACAAUUCUAUUAAUAACAGGAUCAAUGAAGAUCACGGAAAAAAAGUUUUUUUUUUAUUUGAAUAAAAUCCUCCCUUUGCCAGUCUUUCAAAAACCUUCAAAUUCUGAACCGCCUUUUCUUACUUUCGAAAAUUGUUCAAAACCCAGCUCUGGAAAAGGAAAAUGUUACCGUAGGUUUGAAAAUUUAAAAAAAAUCCGGAGUUGACUUGGUUUCUAGAAACCACCGUAAGCCCUUCGAUAUAUAUUUUUUUCCCAGAGCACACUUUCAUCAUAAAUCCACGUUGGAGUCCUGUCGCUUUGGAUACAAUCGUUCAUCUAUUUUCGCUUGCCCAAAUCGGAUGCACAACGUCAAUUUCGAGGCAAAGAAGCGGCCAGGGACAAAAUUCAGCUGGGUAGAAGGAAAAGCCGGAUUUCCUUCCGAUUCGAAGUGAAAAAGCACCGGUCGCCAGGCGACCACUUUUGGUUCGACGUUUCCUGAAAGCUUCUUUUGAAAAAAAAAAUCAAGUUAAGGGAGCCGAAAAACUUGGAAACGGAUGAGAUUCAAUAGAAGGCGUAGAAAAUACCGUUCUAGUCAUUGAGGUAGAUGGUGCGAAGUCUGAGAAAAUAAAUUCCGAAUAAAACAAUGAUCAUGAUAAACUGGCUUGCAAACGUUUGUGAACCGAGAGAAAACUUGGAAGAAAUCCUGAAUAGCUGGUUUCUUCGAUACUACCUGUGGAGCCAAUUUAAAACUCAAUCGAUCGUAUUUUUUUGUCAUUCCGUUCAUUAGAUCAAAAACGAAAAUAAUGAGCCCUCAGCCGAAAAAAAACCUUUGAAGAAGCUCUUGGAGAAUUACUGAGAUUCAGAGGAUUCGAACUGCUUUGCCCUUCUCAGGUCAUCAGCUCGAAAAAUGUGCAAAGAAAAAAACAGAGGUUUAGAAGGUGGUGCGGCUGGCGGGAGGUUCUUUGUUCAGACUCGGAACUGGCCGUAUCAGGGGCGGCGCGGCUGGCUCCGCCUACGAUUCGCCGCGAGUUAAUCGCCGUGACAAUGGAAGGCCGUGGAAGGAAGAAGACGAAGAAAAUGAGGCAGCGAGGCCAAUUUUGAAUACAGCCGCCUCGGUAAUCAGUGAAGAAGGCCGCAGGUGGACACCCUAUACGGACCUUUCCUUUCCGUUAGCCGAGUCUCAGGCUGACAGCUCAACUUUGAUGGGGUCGUUUUGAGGGAACGUGAGCAACAUAUGUUAGUGAUACUCGAUGAUAAAUGAAGCUGGAGACCAGAUGUUCGUGCGGCGACGCGGCUCAGUGAUAAACAGCGGACACAUGUGGACCUGGGUCACAGACCUCGGAAUGCAACAAAAACGCAGCUUUGUCUUCGCCUCUCAUUCUGAUAACGCAACAUACUCUGUUCUUACAGUAAUCUGCUGGUGAGUGACGGCUGACAGAAGAAGACGUUGAUUGGGCGACGCUGAUCCCCGCAGAAGACGUCUAAUCCGCACGACGUCGAUAAUCACCAGACACGGCUGCAGCAGCAAUCAUCUCCUGCCACACCGUCCCCCAACUUUUCUUCUACAUUCUUAUCCCAGUUCCGAGCAGUCAGACUCGUCCUCCACGAUCAAAUGA